This is a messenger RNA of Lagopus leucura (white-tailed ptarmigan), 654 nucleotides long. RefSeq names its product olfactory receptor 6B1-like. The transcript has a single exon. Gene Ontology annotation, cellular component: membrane. The annotation marks the transcript as partial. The record is from RefSeq and is a predicted model, not a curated record. Gene Ontology annotation, molecular function: olfactory receptor activity; G protein-coupled receptor activity. Gene Ontology annotation, biological process: G protein-coupled receptor signaling pathway. NCBI's taxonomy places the organism in Eukaryota, Metazoa, Chordata, Aves, Galliformes, Phasianidae.
AUGGAGAAGAAGAAUUCCACCCAAACCAACAUGUUUCUCUUGUUAGGAUUCCCAGGCCUGGUGGACUUCAAGGUUCUACUCUUCACAGUAUUGCUGCUGACGUACGUUGUAACGGUGGUGGAGAACGUGCUCAUCAUUUCCCUGAUCAAAGCAAACCGUGAACUCUGCAAACCCAUGUAUUUCUUUCUUGGUCAGCUGUGUUUCAUUGAGGUCUGGUACAUCUCCGUCACUGUCCCCAAACUCUUGGCAAACUUCAUUGCAGAAGACAGGAGCAUUUCCUUUGCGGGAUGCAUGACCCAACUCUUUUUCUUCAGUUCUUUCAUAUGCACUGAAUGUGUCCUCCUCUCUGCCAUGGCGUACGAUCGCUAUGUGGCCAUCUGUCAACCACUACGCUAUCUCCUCAUCAUGACGUACCAGAUGUGUGUAUGCCUGAUAGCUCUCUCCUGGUUCACUGGGUUCACUGUGUCCUUGAUCAAGAUCUCCUUCAUCUCUCAGUUGGAGUUUUGUGGUUCCCAUGUUAUUAACCAUUUCUUCUGUGAUAUCAGCCCAGUGCUAAACCUUGCCUGCACUGAUAUGUCAGUGGCAGAGAUGGUGGACUUUGUGUUGGCUUUGUUCAUCCUGCUUGUUCCCCUCUCCAUCACUGUUGUCUCCUAC